Puccinia graminis f. sp. tritici CRL 75-36-700-3 is the source of this 2144-nucleotide messenger RNA. RefSeq lists its product as uncharacterized. The transcript has 5 exons. NCBI's taxonomy places the organism in Eukaryota, Fungi, Basidiomycota, Pucciniomycetes, Pucciniales, Pucciniaceae. The record is from RefSeq and is a predicted model, not a curated record. Bases 56 to 1687 code for a protein of 543 amino acids.
GGCACACAAGAAAACCAAACAACAACCAACAACAACAACAACAACAUAGCAAGAGAUGUCUCAACAACCGACCAACAAUGGAACUACUACGGGCGGAUUCAAGCUCAAACUCAAACUCAACGGACCACCACCACCACCACAGCAACAGCAACAACAACAACAGCAGCAGUAUCAUCAUCAUCAAACGAACAGAUACCCAGAGGAGGACGAACAGGAGGACCAACUAGCCUCAUCUGAAGUCGAUGAUGACGAGGAAGAAGAUGAACAGGAGGAUGGGGAAGAAGAGGAUGGACUAGAGGGAGAGGAGCACGAAGGAUUUGAGGAGGACCUCAGUCGAAACCACCAAGCCGAACAACAGGAGAACUCAUUCGCAACACUGCCACCACAUCAUCAUCAUCAACCUGCUGCCACUCAACAACCAGUCACCAAACGACCCCCAAAGUCAAAAAACCCACCCCCCAGCAACAACCCACAACCUGUAGCACCUGCCAAUCCACCUGCCAAGAAACGCAAGACGAAUUCACAGCCGAUAGCCAUCCACCCUCAACGUGGUCACCAUCUAACAACCGAUCAGGAUGGCCCCGACUCUGAAAUGAGCUCAUAUACUUCAGACCAGCCUCACCAAGCCGCACCGAGAUCGAGGACGAUCAAGAUCACCCACCCGUCGAUCAAUCCGAAAUCCAAGUCGAAAACCAAUCUAGUCCCUCUCAGCGAUGCCGAAUUACUCUCGGCUGCUGCUGGGCCUCAAUAUCCACCCCAGGAUUCAUCCGCAGGAGUGGUCUCCGGUAAAUCCAAAGCAGCCUCCUCAGCGGUCACUGGCCUAAAAACUAAUCCGCCAAAGAAGAAACAAGCCAACUCAGAAGGCUCCAAGAAGCGUGCCAUUUCUAACAAUCCAUCUGCCACCACUGCUCCUCACUCAAACCCACCAGCGGUCCCCAAUCAACCUGCUACUGGAGCUGCUGCUAAGGCGCCAGCAGGAUCAGGAACCAAGUCCAAAGCUAAGAAAGGGUCCAAGCUUAGCCAAGCGAAAACCCAAGAUCCUUUCCAACCCACGCCAGUUCCAUCAGGAGUCACCACCCCGAUCCUCCGACCACCGCCGGGUCCAAGACCGCAACACGACUACUCCCUAGGACCCCCACCCCCACCUCCCGUGCCCGCACUUAAACCCUUCCCCGUGGGCCCCCCUCCAAGAGCUCAAGGACAGUUCUUGCCCGCUCAGGUCCUCGAAAAACGCACGCCUCGCGUCCGAUCUUGGAAGAAAAUCAGGAGAGAGGUCGUCGGGAUUUCGGGGAUCCCAUUCUGGAUUUGGACUUAUGCUGGUGAUGAACACUCCGAUUAUGCGAUCGCUAAGCAACAUCAACUUUCUCAAGCCGUUGGUACACCAAGCUUGCAUCUAUCCAACCAAGAAACAACACAGUAUUUCCCAUCCGGGCAACCAUCCAGACCAGCAUCAGUCGCAUCCUCGCAUGCCAAGCCCUCGCCGAUGAGGAACCCGAGUGGGGCAUCGCGGGCCAAGUACGUCCCCGCCGAGCCCUCCUCUGGUAACUUGGGUGGCCCGAUCUUGCCGGCCAGCUUCAGACGCCCACCGAUGUCGAUCGGGAGUCCGUUGAAUGGCAAACCAGCCGAAGCGCUUGGCUCCAAGAAACCGGCGAGCUCGCAACUCGACCCUGUUAGUCGGGCGCGGUAGUACUAGUAGUGGGAACGCAGCAGAGACAGCCGGGUCGACCGAUGCCCGCGCCGGCCCAGUCGAUCCGGCUUCUUCUUCUGACCACCCGGCCGCCUCGAAUCGAGGAUCGAAACAGAACAAGAAUCGAGCGGCUAGUAAUCCACAUAGUCCUUCCAUCCAAUUACCUCAAUCAACUCAACUCAAAUGAAUACAGAAAAAAAACUUGCAUUUAAUCUCAAUUGUAUCCUCAAUUUCUUAUUCUUUCCUCCUUGUCCUCAAUUAAUUCUUGUAUUCCACUUUCUUAUCUUUAUCAGCUUUUUUUUUUUGAGAUCUUCUGAGCAUCUCUGAUGUAUGCACUUCAAUGCAAAAAAACAUCAAACUUUCUUUUUCCAUUUGCCUAAUUCUAUAUAUGAAUAUAUUUGUAUAUAACCCCUCCCCAGAUUUUCUCUUCCUCCUGCUGAAAUGCACUUGAUAUAGA